Molecule: messenger RNA, 1418 nt
Organism: Caenorhabditis auriculariae
Lineage: Eukaryota; Metazoa; Nematoda; Chromadorea; Rhabditida; Rhabditidae
Source: the annotation of a GenBank genome assembly
AUGGCCAUAGCAACUGCGGAUAUGACAGUUUUUUGCUUCGAUGUCAUCGAAAGUAAAUUGAGUGGGAGAAAAGAUCCUCCGGCUCCGAGCAGCAUUCCUCCAGUAAAACUGUUGGUUUAUUAUCCGUUUUUUCAGUAUUUUCAAUAUUAACGAGAAUUUAAAAUCAACUCAAAUUAUUUGAAAUGUGCUAUAGCGGUUUCGUUUGAAAAAAAUCUUGAUAGGCUCACGACAUGCGUCGAAACGAAUAGCUAAAUACUGAAUGCUUUUUCGACGCGCGUAUCAGAAAACAAUUCUUCUAAAAGCACGAGCCGUGGAAAAGUAUUCCUAACAGGGAAACGCGGCAGAUUUUCGCAGCGUGAUUGAUUGGCUCCGCCCAUUUGGUAAAAAAUGAUUUGGAAGAAAAAUUAUACUGGGAAUCUCCCAAAAAGGUGGAGCGAUCUAAUCACGCUGUAAGUUUUCUUUGCAUUUCGCGUCAGGCUGAACAGCCUUCGGCCGAGCUUUAGGUUUUUUUAUUAAAAUCCAAAAUAAAACUUUAAUACCAGACUUGACGAAAAUUGAAAUUUUUUGUAAUUUAAUUCUGAAAGCCGGAAAUUUCAAAGGAAAAUCAAAGACGAUUGAUUCUUUUUUCUUCUAUGGAUCGAAAGUAAACAAAAAUGCUUCUUCUUGCACCGAUAACUGACGAUUUUCUGAAAUAGGCCACUGUUCGUCACUUGGAAAGUUGGCUCACAUAACACUCUUCGCGGUUGCAUCGGCACUUUUUCCGAGUUGAAGUAACGUAGAAAAAGAAAACCAAGAAACAAGAGUAUUCAGUUUACAAGAGGGAUUACGCGAUUAUGCCAAAGUGAGCGCUUUCGAAGAUCAUCGAUUCAAGCCUAUUCGUAAAGACGAAGUUUCAUCUCUAUCGUGCGGAGUGAGUUUGUCUAUCUUUCUAUCUCAAGCUUUGACGUUCAGGGAAUUCCUAGAACUGCUAGAGUUCAUAAAAACGUUUUUUGAGGUAUCGUUGCUGAUAAACUUCGAGCCAGCUCUUGAUUAUCGAGAUUGGACAAUUGGGACGCAUGGAGUGCGAAUUCACUUCUCCGAUGGCCGCUCGCAACUCAGCGCUGUGUUUUUGCCAGAAGUGGCUGCGGAGCAAGGUUGAAUACACACUUAUUUCGGAGCCUAUCCGGUCGGAUGACGCUUUCUUGCAGUCAAUGUCGUAAUUUUCUAGGAUGGAAUCAUUUGGAAACGAUUGAUGCGUUGAUAGCCAAGGCUGGUCAUCGCGGAAAGGUCGAUGAAAAUCUGCGAAUGUCCCUAAGAGUCGUGCGAUUUCAAAGCAGCAAGUUUGUUAUGAGUUACGCGGUACGUUGAAAGAUUUUGAAAAUCUUAAAUUUAUUCUUCAGGAGUAUUUACAACACAAGCGUGAUGAAUCUUCAAGGUGA